Caenorhabditis sp. 36 PRJEB53466 is the source of this 876-nucleotide messenger RNA. NCBI's taxonomy places the organism in Eukaryota, Metazoa, Nematoda, Chromadorea, Rhabditida, Rhabditidae. The record is from the annotation of a GenBank genome assembly.
AUGCCGAGCAAUACUUAUCAUCAUCGGCCAAGAGAACGGCAUCAGCUGCCAGGAAGACGGUUUCCGGAAAGGUAAGUCUGGCAAAAACGCCAAAUUCAAGCGAAAUGUUAUCAUUUUAAACUGUUACUAGGUGGAACGCGUACGACAACGUUGGACGAGACAUCGAAGGAACACGCUUUGUUCCGUUUAAAACGCCGCUGGACAGUUCGUUCUUUGAUGGAAAGGACAUGCCAGAGGAGUUGCAGUUCGGGGUGAAAUCCCUGAUGGAAAUGGCGAGACGAGUGGAGAAACAAAUCGGUCUGGUGAUUGAUCUCACGAAUACGGAUAAAUACUACAAAAAGACAGAAUGGAAAGAUUACGGAGUUGAAUAUGUGUAAGUGAUCCAUUUUGUGCGCGCCGAAGAACCUCUUCCUUCGCCUUUUCAGAAAGCUUAACUGCCCAGGCCAUGAAGUCAACGAAAGAGAAGAUCUUGUUCAAGAGUUCAUUAGAAUUGUGAAAGAGUACAUUGAAAACUCAGAAAAUGGUUUGUAUUUGUUGAAAACUAAUUUGAGAGAUCCUUUUUUGAGAUGGGAAACUCGUUGGAGUUCACUGCACUCACGGACUCAACAGAACCGGCUACCUGAUCUGCCGUUAUAUGAUCGACAUCGACAACUACAAUGCGGCCGAUGCCAUAUCAAGUAAGUCCUAGCUUCUGGGUGCUUGACAAUUCCAACUUUUCCAGGGUUCGAAUAUUACCGUGGCCAUCCGAUCGAGAGACCGGCGUACAAGCAGUCGUUGUAUGAGGCGGAACUCAGGAAAAAGAAUCUGCCUAUAGAAUACGAAGAGCCGGAAGACGAAGAGAAAGAUGAAGAAGAAGAAGAAGACGACGCCAAAUAA